Molecule: messenger RNA, 1902 nt
Organism: Peniophora sp. CBMAI 1063
Lineage: Eukaryota; Fungi; Basidiomycota; Agaricomycetes; Russulales; Peniophoraceae
Source: the annotation of a GenBank genome assembly
AUGCCUUCUUGCGAUCCUGCGCUAAACUAUGCCAUCCAGAUGGCUCCGCAGGGCCGAGGAUACGCUCUUUUCAAUCCUCAGCCUCUACGGCGCGGCAAUGGCCUCGUCCGCGAUCCCCGCGUCGAGAUUGGGGAUCUAGGAUACGUCUCCGAUGGCUCUUUCCAUCUGCUCUUCAAUGUCCAUCGACGGCCGGACGAUCCGUUACAGAUACACGGGGUACCCGCCGGAUUCCGACCUCUUGAACGUAACGCGCGGCUGAUAGAGUACCACGACCGCCCAUGUCCGCGAGUGAUGCACAGUAACGAAAGAUUAGCUACCGAGCUGGGCGCAGGGGUAUCAGUGGAGGGUGUGGGGGGUGCCUCGAUAAACUGGACUCUCGAGCGCGAGAGGGGAGCCACGUUGGCGUAUUUUGACAAGCACGAUGUCUGGGACGCCCAGAACAAGGACUAUUACAAACAGUACUUCCGGAGCAACUACAAGUCCUGGGUCGAGUUCGUGAGACUACUCGGCAUCAAUCGUACCUUGAAGGAUCUCGUCCUCGUCACGGGCUGUGAUCGCACGCGGGCAUGGGCCACGCUGUUCAGCGAGAGCCGCACUGUCGACGCGCGCGUGUCUCUCGAGGUGCAGACGGCUGUCGGUCCAGGCCUGUCUCUCACUUGCUCUGUCAAAUGGGGCACUUCGCAUACUUUUCCUUCAUUGUCCGGCCCAUCUGCGGCGGAGUUGUCGUCUUCCGCGCAAGCGCUCAUUGGAGAUCCGGAAGAUGGCGAUAGUGCGGGACCAGAUCUCGAUCCUUCGCAUGUCACAGCGGACCAAUGCAUGUUCAUCCGGGGGUGGCAAGCACGCUCGCUCUUCCGCAUAACAGAUCUCAAAGCGGCAGCGGGUUAUUACGACCCAGGGACACAUCAAGAUACCGAUGACGCUGAUACUCCCAUGGCAGUUGAGGGAGAGGUCUGCCAGAACCUCGUGGAGGACACGAUCGAACAAUCUCACAAUACGAGCGAGACUCUUCUAUCUCUGGCGCUGGAAGCUGUUGAGAACAAUUGCGAAUCUCGGCCUGACGAUGACAUCAUCCUCAUGCAUGACGACGAACUGGAGUUGUAUUUACCUGAUCCUGCGAAGAUGGAAUGGAGUAGCAUCGAGAGUGUCCGACAUUAUCUCGACAGGCGUUUCCGUGAAUGCCCACCCGAACUUCUACCAGGAUCGGCACAAAGACCGCCGAGGCGAGAGUCAAAUGCCGUAGACGGACUUUUGGAUGAACAUUCAUUGUGUUCAUCUGAAGAAGGCGGGCUCUGGGGAUCGCUCCUGAGCUCCCUAUCCAGGGUGGACAGGAUGGUGUUCGGACUGAACCGAUGGACUGGACCCAAACAAGCCUUCAUUAUUCCGAUGAAGAUGGAGAUAGAUGUUAUGCCCAUCCUCGCUGGAGAGAAGUUGGGUCCUUCUCCGCUCUGGUUUGUUCGCGAAGGCGGAGGUCUAGGAGUUCCCGUGGUCGAUAAAGUGCCUCCGAUAUGGAAUGGCGGCCAAGAGUCUCUGAAGGUCGGCCUUUUAGCAGAGCAAACGGCGGGAAUCAAGAUCACAUGGCCGGGAUAUCAGCAGUGGAAAAGCCAAUCAUGGCGCGGCAGUCCGGACUGCUCAUUCACGCAUCUCGCGGAUCUCGUUACGCGAGAGGUCCGUGCAUUUCUAAGUGAACACGACUCGAGUCUGGGAAACAUCGGCACUCAGUCGAAAUAUGUGAUCGGCACUCGACCUGGCGAGAUUUCCGCUCCGGACGUCAUUCUCCUUGGGAUAGUCAGUGUGCGUGGUGGUGGUCGCGUGAUGCCUAUACUACAAUUGCGCGAAGAUUUUGAAUUCGCCUCUCCGCGUGAGGGGAACAUAUCUAAUCAAGAGCUCCCAGGGGGGCCGUAG